ACUACCAGUCUGGGGAAAUGCAAAACCUUUCCAAAGGUUUUUCUUGGUUAGGAAAAGAGAAAUGAGAAAGAGACGAAUGACUAUUCCAGAGCUACAUGAAUAAUUUCCAGCUUCGGGAGGAACAGUUCUGAACGUCCUUCCAGGCGCUGUCACGCUGGUGUUUCCUGGCAAGGGACUAGGCAGCAAGCCGGUUGUAGGCCCCUGGGAUUUCCAGGCAGGUGAAAAGGCCAGGCUGUUUGGAGAAGUGGAGCGCAUUGCAGCGACUCUCUUUGGAAAAGCCCAGAAAGAUGUCAGAGCUGCUCUCAGUCUUCCUCCGCCUCCUCCUUCUCUUCAAGGUGGUUACCCCGGUAACCUUUCGCCACCACCGCUAUGAUGACCUUGUCCGAACGCUGUACAAGGUGCGCAACGAAUGCCCCCAAAUCACGCGAGUCUACAGCAUCGGGCGCAGUGUGCAGGGGAGACAUCUCUACGUGCUGGAAAUCAGUGACUACCCUGGAACCCAUGAGCUCUUGGAGCCAGAGGUCAAGUACGUGGGGAACAUGCAUGGCAACGAGGUGCUGGGCCGUGAGCUGCUGCUGCAGCUGUCCGAGUUCCUGUGCGAAGAAUUCCGCAGUGGGAACCAGCGUGUCACGCGGCUUGUGCAGGACACGCGCAUCCACAUCCUGCCGUCCAUGAACCCCGAUGGCUACGAGGUGGCAGCUGCCCAGGGUCCAAAUGUGCCAGGGUAUCUGGUUGGCAGGAACAAUGCAAAUGGAGUGGACCUGAACCGCAACUUCCCCGACCUCAAUACCUACAUCUACUACAAUGAGAAGCAUGGAGGUCCCAACCACCACUUGCCCCUGCCAGACAACUGGAAGAGUCAGGUGGAACCUGAGACACAGGCGGUGAUCCAGUGGAUGCGUUCCUUCAACUUUGUCCUUUCAGCCAACCUCCAUGGAGGGGCAGUGGUGGCCAAUUACCCAUAUGACAAGUCCAUUGAGCACCGGGUCCGAGGCUUCCGCCACACUGCCAACUCCCCCACCCCUGACGAUAAGCUUUUCCAGAAGCUGGCCAAGGUCUACUCCUAUGCGCAUGGAUGGAUGCACCAAGGGUGGAACUGUGGGGAUUACUUCCCAGACGGCAUCACCAACGGAGCUUCCUGGUAUUCUCUCAGCAAAGGAAUGCAAGACUUUAAUUAUCUCCAUACCAACUGCUUUGAGAUCACCCUAGAGCUAAGUUGCAACAAGUUUCCCCGCCAAGAGGAAUUACAGCGGGAGUGGCUGGGUAACCGGGAAGCUCUAAUCCAAUUCUUGGAACAGGUUCACCAUGGCAUCAAGGGAAUGGUACUUGAUGAGAAUUAUAAUAAUCUCGCAGGGGCUGUCAUUUCUGUCAGUGGGAUUAACCAUGAUGUCACUUCAGGUGACCAUGGUGAUUACUUCCGGCUGCUGCUUCCAGGUACCUAUACUGUCACUGCCACAGCACCCGGGUUUGACCCUGAGACAGUGACUGUGACUGUGGGUCCUGCAGAACCCGUACUGGUUAACUUUCAACUCACAAGAAGCAUCCCUCAAGCAAGCCCUUUGAGGAGAGCUCCCAGUGGAGGGCGUAAGAGCAAGGUGAAAGUGCAGCCCCGGGCAGCCAGGAAGAAAAAGAUGGAAAGGAAGCAGCCCUGGAGAGGCCCUGCCUGAAAUCCACCUGCUGGGCAACUUGCUUGUCAGAUCACAUGGUGCAUACUUUCUUUUUUUUUCUUCUUCUUCUUUUUGAGACAGAGUCUCAAGCUGUCACCCUGGGUAGAGUGCCA
This is a messenger RNA of Otolemur garnettii (small-eared galago), 1780 nucleotides long. It is a transcript of the gene CPN1, whose product is annotated as carboxypeptidase N subunit 1. Gene Ontology annotation, biological process: proteolysis. Gene Ontology annotation, molecular function: metallocarboxypeptidase activity; zinc ion binding. The record is from RefSeq and is a predicted model, not a curated record. Bases 288 to 1667 code for a protein of 459 amino acids. The transcript is spliced from 9 exons. Lineage: Eukaryota; Metazoa; Chordata; Mammalia; Primates; Galagidae.